CCCGUCGCAGUCUCUUUCACCGGCCACAAAACAACCGUGAGUGUCGAACUCACUGUUCUUGAAAAAAAACUUUAAAAAUAUAAAAAAUACAAAAUCUAUAAAAUCUUCAAAAAACAAGGACCGUAAUCUAAAAAUAAAACAAAACAAACCUUUUUGGAAAGGAAAAAAAAAAUCGCAAAACAUUAAUUAUCAAAAACAAAUCUUGUCAACAAGAGGUUGGUGUCUCUGAGAAGGAAUCGUGCUCCACAUCACCGGCUUUGUUUUUAUUUUUAAUCGUGAUUUAUUUUUUUAAUUUUUCAUUUAACUUUGACAUUCUCCCGACCGGCUGCACCAGAGAGCCAGUCGUCCGCCGUGACGCGCACUUUGGACUCGAAACAACUCCUAUUUUUCACCUUUUUUUUGUGUAUUAUUUCUUUGAGGGAAGCGUUGUCCACAUUGUCUCUGUCGAGUCCGAGGCAUGAACACGGCGACCGGGAGCUAUCCGAUGGCUUCUCUCUACGUCGGCGACCUGCACCCCGAUAUCACGGAGGCUAUGCUGUACGAGAAAUUCAGCCCCGCCGGACCGGUGCUCUCCAUUCGGGUAUGUCGAGACAUGAUCACCCGGCGCUCCCUCGGAUACGCGUAUGUGAACUUCUCCCAGCCUGCCGACGCCGAGAGAGCCUUGGACACCAUGAACUUCGACGUGGUGAAAGGGAAGCCGAUCAGAAUCAUGUGGUCCCAAAGAGACCCCUCCCUCAGGAAGUCCGGAGUGGGCAACGUGUUCAUCAAGAAUCUUGACAAGUCCAUUGACAACAAAGCCCUGUACGACACCUUCUCUGCCUUUGGUAACAUCCUCUCCUGCAAGGUGGUGUGCGAUGAAAACGGCUCCAAGGGGUAUGCUUUCGUCCAUUUCGAGACCCAAGAUGCAGCUGAUCGCGCCAUUGAGAAGAUGAACGGCAUGCUUCUAAAUGACCGCAAGGUGUUUGUGGGUCGUUUCAAAUCUCGCAAAGAGCGCGAGGCUGAACUCGGCGCCAAAGCAAAAGAAUUUACCAACGUCUACAUCAAGAACUUUGGGGACGACAUGAACGACGAAAGGCUGAAGGAGCUUUUUGACAAAUAUGGUAAAACACUCAGCGUGAGGGUGAUGAUGGACCACACUGGCAAAUCCAGAGGCUUUGGAUUUGUCAGUUACGAGAAGCACGAGGACGCCAACAAGGCCGUCGAGGACAUGAAUGGCACUGAACUCAACGGCAAGACUGUAUUUGUUGGGCGGGCGCAGAAGAAGAUGGAGCGACAGGCAGAGCUGAAGAGGAAAUUUGAGCUGCUGAAACAAGAAAGGAUCAGUCGUUAUCAGGGUGUAAAUCUUUACAUCAAGAACCUAGAUGACACUAUAGAUGACGAGAAACUGCGUAAGGAGUUCUCUCCUUUCGGAUCCAUCACAAGUGCCAAGGUGAUGCUUGAGGAGGGUCGCUCCAAAGGCUUUGGCUUCGUCUGCUUCUCCUCCCCCGAAGAAGCAACCAAGGCUGUGACUGAGAUGAACGGACGCAUCGUUGGCUCCAAACCCCUCUAUGUGGCUCUCGCUCAGCGCAAAGAGGAGCGCAAGGCCCACCUCACAAAUCAGUACAUGCAGCGUAUAGCCGGCAUGAGGGCCAUGCCGGCAAAUGCCAUAAUCAAUCAGUUCCAGCCCGCCAGCGGCUACUUCAUGCCAGCCGUGCCUCAGGCCCAGAAUAGGACGACAUACUAUGCACCCAAUCAGAUGGCCCAAAUGCGACCCAACCCCCGGUGGCAACAACAAGGUGGUAGAGGUCAAGGUGGUUUCCAGGGGAUCCCCGGCUCGCUGCGUCAGCCAGGACCUCGCGCAAACCUGAGGCACAUGUCUCCUAGUAGCGGCACGCAGGGCCCACGAGCUCCUGGCCAGGCCAUGGCUCCUCGUCCCUCCAUGGGAGUCCCAGGCCCCAGAGCCAUGCCUCCGUACAAAUAUGCCUCCGGUGUCCGUAACCCCAACCCCCAGGUGGUGCAACCUAUUGCCUUACAGCAGGCUCAGCCAGCUGUGCAUGUUCAGGGCCAGGAGCCUCUCACAGCCUCCAUGUUGGCUGCUGCGCCCCCUCAGGAGCAGAAACAGAUGCUAGGGGAGCGUCUUUUCCCACUGAUUCAGUCCAUGCAUGCCAACCUGGCAGGGAAGAUCACCGGCAUGCUGCUGGAGAUUGACAACUCUGAGCUGCUACACAUGCUGGAGUCUCAUGAAUCUCUGCGUUCAAAGGUGGAAGAAGCAGUCGCCGUGCUCCAGGCCCACCAGGCAAAGAAAGAUGCCACCCAGAAAGUGAGCAGCAUGGCUACUCCUGCCGCUCCUGCCACAUCCUGAAGAAGUGUGCUGUAUUGGAUUGGGUAAAGAAAAACACCAGAUGAGGGGAAGACACCAGAGCCCUCUGAACAAUAAUGCAAAAUAAAAACCGGGAAAAAAAAAGAAAAAUGUACUUUUGAAAAAAUACUUGAACAUUUUGAAAACUAUUACACUUCAUCAUUUUCUAGAUCUGUAAUAUUUUUAAAUGACAUACCGAAAGCAAUUAUGCAAAUGAAAAAUAAAUUAAGACCCUUCAUUUAGUGGCGAAGGAGACUUUUUUUCUUUUGAAGGAAAAUGAGCCCGAUCUUUUUCUUUGCUUGAUAUUUUAUGCUUGAUUUGAAAUGAUGGAGCCCUCCUAUCAUGUUUUUCAUUGGUGUGUGUGGUAUUCUCAAUAAAGGGAUGACAUAUCAAGGUUA
Scophthalmus maximus (turbot) is the source of this 2736-nucleotide messenger RNA. It is a transcript of the gene pabpc4, whose product is annotated as poly(A) binding protein, cytoplasmic 4 (inducible form). Lineage: Eukaryota; Metazoa; Chordata; Actinopteri; Pleuronectiformes; Scophthalmidae. The transcript is spliced from 15 exons. Gene Ontology annotation, molecular function: mRNA binding. The coding region runs from base 458 to 2341 and encodes 627 amino acids. Gene Ontology annotation, cellular component: cytosol. The record is from RefSeq and is a predicted model, not a curated record.